AUGGCUGUCUCAAACAACAUUUUUUGUUCCAACGUGGAGGGAGGAGAGGAGGUGGAGACGGGCGCGCAGCCGCAGACCCAUGCGGCAGUCGCGCAGGGAGCGCAGGGCGGCGCGACGGGCGAUCAUCAGCCCGGGCCAUCAGGAGAACCGUCCGGCCCCAGGUUUGCGGCUGUCGAGGUGGAAUACGUCGUGGACGAGGAGGAGGACCCGACGGGCCUUGGUGCCAAGAUCCGCACGAGGACCAAGGGUUCCCCCUCCCCGAAGAGGACCGGAGGCUCUCCCACCCCGUCGGGUACAAGCGACGGGGAGGGGGAGACGACAUCGGUCGCGAGUAGUGAGGUCGUCGACGACCAGGACGACCCCGCUCGCGUGGUGGACUCCGAAGAGGACAGUGGCUCCGACGCCAGCGACAAAUCCCACUUGUCCAAAUCGGGGGCCACCAAAAGGAGCAGGAGCAGCCGAAGGAGGAAGGGCGCGAAGUACGCGCGCUCCCAGGGCGGCUCCAGCGAGGAGGAGGAGAACCCCCUCCCGGAAAAGAAGGACGGGAGGGGCAGGCCGCCCACGACGGGAAAGGACGUUCUGAUGGCCGAACGCAAGAAGGCCCAGAAGGACCUCAAUAAGGCCAACGGCGAGUGGCGGGACACCCAGAGGGCCAUGCAAGGAGGCUACGACCCCCGCAAGUACGAAGGAGCCGAGAGGCGGAAAAAGGUGAGGGAGCUGGAGGAGCAAAUCCCCCAACUCCCCACCCGCGAUCUGGUUGCUGAAGUGGUGAAGCACAGCAGCAGGAUCGACGAGGCGGUCUCGGCCAGCAAGAACCUAAAAGGUACCCUUGCUGGCAUGAUAAGGGAAGGGGCCCUGUUUACUAGGAUCGCCAUAGACGCCCUGAAUACCAGGCUGAGCGGGAGGGCGACGGAGACAGAGGAGCUGUUGAGGGAGGAGCUGGCCUCCCUCAAGGCCCAGGUCGCCGACCUCCUGAGGGAGAAGGAGGAGUGGAACCGUAGGGCGAUGCCGCCCCCCCACCCACCACAGACAGGGGGGAACGCCACCCCUUCGGGGGAGGACGUCCGGGAGGAGAUGCCGGAGGUGGUCGCGGACGGACUGCCGAUGGACCCUCCUCCCCCCGGGAAGAUGGCGGAUCCUGCGCCACCGGAAAAGAGGACCUGGGAGGUCGUCACACCUAGGGACACCUCCCGGGCCUCGACGUCGGGGGCGGGGAAGACACAGGCGAGGAAGAGGGAGAGGUCCGCUUCUAGGAAGCGGGCCAAUCCCCCGACCCCCGGGAAGAGCUCCCCCUGCCAUCUCCCCACGCCCCGCAGAAAGCGGGGAAAUCCCUGCCAAAGGCAGGGGAGAUCACGGGGGAGUGGGUACGGGGGGAGAUCAAGGAGGCUGUCGACCGAUCAAACAAGGAGAUCGGUCGGCAGCUCCAACGGAUGGAGGGAUUGA
Vollenhovia emeryi is the source of this 1443-nucleotide messenger RNA. RefSeq names its product serine/arginine-rich splicing factor SR45-like. The record is from RefSeq and is a predicted model, not a curated record. Lineage: Eukaryota; Metazoa; Arthropoda; Insecta; Hymenoptera; Formicidae. Bases 1 to 1443 code for a protein of 480 amino acids. The transcript has 2 exons.